CAACAUCCGUAAGUCUUGAAUUACUCACUGGGGUGCUGACAUUAUUUUCGAACUGUGAAAUAUCUGCAAGAAUGUUCAGAAAUGAGUAUCAGGGUGGCCCAUUUGUUGAAAUAUUCAGUGCUCAAGGCAAGAAUCCAGGAGCAAAAUGGAAGAUCUUUGGCAGUCCAUCAGCAAUUUGGAAAGAAUUUGAUAAAGAAGUAAAAGGCUUUGUUUUUGUCCUUGAAGGAAGCAGUCAAACAAACAAGAUUCAGCUACCAAAGGAAACUAGACAAACUCUUGGACUGAUCCAGCGGUUUCUGGUACUUCAGAUUUAUGUGCCAUUGGGACAAGACUUCUCUACUGAAUUGCUGGUAACUGAUUUAGGAAACAUUAAAAGAAGAUUGUAUUUAUCAACGGUCCAUAAGGAGUUAUCUGUAACCCCUCUGCAUGCAAAACUUCCUCUUUUUAUGAUCAAACGCAAAAUAUGGUGCAAUUUGUGCAUUGACUUGGUAGCAUUCACCAGUGAAAUAUUCAAAGGAGCUGUUUUCCAGUCUUUGGAUGGAAUUAUCAUCUCAGCUAACUGUAAACUGAGAAAGAUCUUCACUUUGAAAUCAAAGCCUCAAGAUACAGCUGAGGAAGAUGAUAUAUUUGGUCUUCCAUUCACAGCUGAUGACCCCACAGAUACUAUUCCUCGAACCUGUCAGCUAAAUACAGAUGUGCCACAAGUCACACAACUGCUGAACAUGACUAAACUUCGCCAACCAGAAAUAAGAUUUGGAGGGCGUCCCUUAACUUCAUCAGAAUCAGUAGACCAGUUAAUUAAUAGAGGACAAGGCAGUACACACAACAGUAAAAAUCAAGAUGUGUCUCACAUUGCAUUUGGAUCCAAGGUCCUUGGACCACCUCCACCUUCUGGCAGAAGAUUCAACUCCAGGGUAUCUGGAGAGAUAACAAAGUCCUUGGGUAGCCGAAGUAGCAGAUCAUGCCAACAACUGACAUUAGAAAAAGGAAGCGAGUCAAUACGAGAUACCAAGAGAUCUGGACUGUCUCCCUCACUGUUCUGUACGGCUUUUGAUCAAGGAGACAAAGAAAAUAUUCACCAAACAAAUCAGUUUACAAGUCAAAACGAUGACUGGGUAUUUCCUGAAAAUUGCAGUGACAGUUUUCAGAUUGAUUCCAAUGGACAGCCAGUAGCUACCCACAAUACAUCCUGCAGUAAUUUAUCCCUGCCACCAAAUACUGAUGUUGAAAGUGAAAGCAAGCAAACAGGGGAACACCAAAUAAGCCAUAAAGAGAUUUUCACAUUUUCGUCGAGGCCUCGAUCAGCUCCUCAUGGGAAGUCCCCGAAUAUGUCGCCAGAAGGCUGCAUGUCUCCUUUGGAUUUAAAUGAGGACAGUGAUGGGUUCUGUAGAGGAGCCCAAAUGGAAGAUGACUUUUAUGGAAGUGACAGCAAUGAAGAGGAUGACCCCAGUGAAUUCAUCCAAAGUGCUUCAAACCUCAAGACCAGCCUCAGUACCUCAGGGUCAUCUGAUUCUACAGUUUUUAAAGUGAUCCCCUUAAAGAUGAUGUCAGGAAGUCCUGAGCACUGGAAGUAUAAAGAAUAUAGCAAACAUAGCCACCUGGAAACACUAUCAUCAGCCCCACAAGAUUCGGUUGUGAAAAAAGUAGAGCCUGAUAAUAUUCCAAGAAGCUGGAUGCCUACCCCCUGUCUUUCUCCAACUGGAAGUAAACCUGAAUUCUUUAAGGAAAGCCCAAGCACCUCUGAAAAAACAAAGGAUACAUCAGUGAGUCAAUUAAGAGCAUCAAUAAGUAAAAAGUCCCUCAAAGAAAUCUUAAGAGAGAAUUCAAGUCUGAAAGCUGAGACUACUGAGUAUGACUGGAGAAACUACCAGCCAAGCAGAUUGAGUGCAUCUGAACUACAGAUGUUGGCUAGUAUGAAGAGACAACAAAACGAAGAGCUAGAGGAUAAUGGGAUCUCACAUGGACUGAGUGCAUCUCAGAUUGACAACUGUAAUGUCAGCAUCAGUACAAGCAGUGAUGACACAACAACAUGGAACUCUUGUCUCCCACCACCUGUCAAUCAAGGUCAUCACUAUCAAAAAGAAAUGAACCCACUUCCUCAUUCCAAUCCAAGGGACUGGUUAAAUGUGUUCAGCCCCCCCAUAAUUCUUCCAAGCCAAGAGCUAGCAAAGCAUAUUGAAUCUUCAGCAAGUCUAAAUAUUCCAGGUGAAGAUGACUUCAGUGCUGAGGAGGAUGAGGAAGUUCUGACUCUUUUGUAUGAUCCAUGUCUAAACUGUUACUUUGAUCCAGAAACUGGAAAAUACUAUGAAUUGGCUUAGCUAAUUCCUGGUUCAGAGAAUAUUGCUCUCCAUCAGAACAGAAUUAACAUCUAUUUCUCUGUAAAGUAUUAACCAGAAUGUAACAUUUUAUUGCGUAAUUUAAAAGUUUGAAUCCGUAAGUCAUUUUGCAAGC
Messenger RNA from Emys orbicularis (European pond turtle), 2451 nucleotides. RefSeq names its product CFAP20 domain containing (gene CFAP20DC). NCBI's taxonomy places the organism in Eukaryota, Metazoa, Chordata, Testudines, Emydidae. Bases 72 to 2318 code for a protein of 748 amino acids. The record is from RefSeq and is a predicted model, not a curated record. The transcript has 15 exons.